UAAAAGAAGCCAGCAUCGUAUAGAAUGUUACCAGUUACAAAGAAUCCAUUCAAACAUUCUGAAAAACUUGCGGUAAAAAUCCAUUUUCAAAAUGAUGAAAAUUACAAUUGCUCUCGCUGUAUACUUGGUGGCCAUUGCAUCCGCUGCCCCAUACGUUCCCGUUGUUCCUGUCGUACCUGUAGUCGCUCACCAACCAACCGCAGUAGUUCAUUCUUCAGCUGUUGUACAAUCUCAUCCACCUGCUCCAGUUCGCGUUGUUGUCCCGGCAUCAGUCCACCCAGUCGUACAACCAGUUGUUCACCCUGUUGUUUCUGUACCUGUAGCUUCUGUUCACCCUGUGGCUGGUGUCCACCCCGUCGUACCCGUGGUCCAUUAUUAAUGAUUUUUUAAAACCCACUUAUUUAUUUUGUAAAAAUUAUUUAUUCAACACAAUAUCUUAGAAAUAAUGAAUCGAUAAGGCAUUAAAAAUUGAAUUUAAUUAUUACCUAUAUACUCACAUAUAUUAUUUUACACAAUUUAUAAUAGUGAAAAUUCAAAGUAAAAUUUUAACGCGUUUUGAACUUUAAAUAUUUACUGGUGAUAUUCACACAAACAUGGAACUACUUGUGUCUUAAGGUAAAAAUUGUAUGUUUUACCUGUGUAUGCACAUGUUAAUUUUUAUUGUGAAUGUUUAA
Daktulosphaira vitifoliae (grape phylloxera) is the source of this 674-nucleotide messenger RNA. Its product is annotated as splicing factor 3A subunit 2. The transcript is spliced from 2 exons. NCBI's taxonomy places the organism in Eukaryota, Metazoa, Arthropoda, Insecta, Hemiptera, Phylloxeridae. The coding region runs from base 92 to 379 and encodes 95 amino acids. The record is from RefSeq and is a predicted model, not a curated record.